AUGGUAAUACAAUUCUUGAGAGUAUCUACAGACAUCGAUGAAUGUGCUUCUGGAACCCAUAAUUGUCAUUCUGAUGCCAACUGUACCAACACCAAAGGGUCAUUCUACUGUACCUGUCAUACGGGAUACUCUGGAGACGGAGUCACUUGUAAUGAAUUUUUAAUUAAAAUCACAGAUAUAAGCGAAUGUCAAACUGAAGCCCUGGCGUCUCAUCACAGCAAUUAUGCUCAUAAUUGUCACGACGAUGCUAACUGUACCAACACCAAGGGAUCAUUUUAUUGUAUGUGUCACCAUGGUUACUCAGGAGAUGGUGUUAUUUGUGCAGGAACGAAUGUUAUAAUCAAAACGAGUCACUUAAAUCAAAUUGCAGAUAUCAACGAAUGCCGAUCGGACGACCUCGCGUCAAUCCACAGUCACUUCGCGCACAACUGUCAUGUUGAUGCUAACUGUACCAACACUAAAGGAUCAUUCUACUGUACGUGUCUUAAUGGUUAUUCUGGUGAUGGAGUGGCUUGUGUAGAACCCAUUUCAUUUACUUCAGACAUAGAAGAAUGUACAACAGACACAGACAACUGUCACGUGAAUGCCAACUGUACAAACACCAAGGGAUCAUUCUACUGCACGUGUCAUGAAGGAUACUCUGGAGAUGGAGUCAUGUGUGAUGGUACCGUAAUUCACAAUCACAUUUCUUUGCUUCCAGACAUUAAUGAGUGUUUUCCUGGUCUGAUAUCUGAUGAAUAUCGCGAUCUUGCUCACAACUGUCAUGAUGACGCAAACUGCACCAACACCAAAGGAUCAUUCUACUGCACGUGUCAUACGGGGUACUCUGGAGAUGGAGUCACGUGUGUUGAUGUGGACGAGUGUUCUCCAGAUCAGAUACCCGGCGAUUAUCAGUAUCUUGCACACAAUUGUCACGCUGAUGCAAAGUGCUCCAACACUAAAGGAUCAUUCCACUGCACGUGUCUUACCGGAUACUCUGGAGAUGGCGUCACAUGUGUCGGUGAGUCUUGGAUCGAUUGGUCAUAAUGAGUAAAGCAACCCCACCCAAUGCAAAUCAAAUUGAACGUAGAGAAGGAGUAAAAGGGGAAAUGGGAAUUACCUAUUUUGUUUUACUGGGAAUCACAAAACAAAUCAGGGCAAUGGGAUUGGGAUUUCUGCAAAAACUAAGCUAGAAAAUGCGAUUUUAGCAGGAUUUGGGCUUGGAAAGGGGAUUCAUACCCCACCUCAAGACCCUCGAUGGCUGGUUCUAACCUGAAGAUCAUAUAUAGUUAACUAGAUUUUACUCUUUUAGAUAUCAACGAAUGUGACCCAUCUGGAUUAUCACCCGACUAUCAGCAUCUCGCUCACAUCUGUCAUGGUGAUGCCAACUGCACAAACACCAAAGGAUCGUAUAACUGCGGCUGUCAGGAAGGCUAUGCAGGAAAUGGAAGUCAAUGCGAUGGUAACUUGACGGGACUUUUACUUUGUACCUUGUUCGGUUGGUAUAUGAUAUCCUGACCAACUACCCUGUCAACUACUUUAAUUUCGUGUCUGGAAUGGGACAAGUAAAUGCUGCAUUUAUUCUUACCGACUUAUUGUGAUUGUAAUCGCUUUUUUCCCAAAAAUAAGAGGUUGGGAGCUGUAAGCUCGUGUUUUUUAUUAUCAAGGUUACGGGGGAAACAGUGCAAUGUUUGAACGUUUCUGUUUCCUCGCAUUUUAUAUUGGUAGAUUGUGACUGGUUUUUGGACUCCAUGAGAGCUGCAUAAACUCGCAACAACUUUAUGUGGCACUGAUUUCACGUACCUUAAAAUAGCUCGACAUGGCCAGGACGAUUUGAGGUCAUAAGUUCUUAAAUCACUCGUUUUUAGGAACUUUUCUGACACUGCCCGUAACCAUUUUUUUUUGUUAAGACAUCGACGAG
Molecule: messenger RNA, 1900 nt
Organism: Orbicella faveolata
Lineage: Eukaryota; Metazoa; Cnidaria; Anthozoa; Scleractinia; Merulinidae
Product: fibrillin-2-like
Source: RefSeq, a predicted model, not a curated record